AUUAACUUCUUGGGAGUGAAUCACAGCCAGAUAACUAAAAAUGCAUCUCAAUCCACGCCGCAAUGAUUUUACAGGAUUAGGGGCGACCGGAGCUGGAGCCGGAAUGGGCGCUGCGGCCGGUGAAAAUACUUCUGCCGCAGUAGGACGUCGAAAGUCAUUGAACUAUCAGGGGCAGCUUUCUUUAAAAUCGAAUGGAGAUGAGUCAACGAUGGCAAUAGCCGGUCGAUUCAGUCCGCAUCCGAAUGAGAUAUAUUUAGCUCAAUCUGGUAAGCUAACAAUACCAGUGAACAAAUUUGAUGAUACGCUAAUCAAUGGCAGUCUCCCGCCACCAUCUCCGGCUCCGCAUAGCGAUUGCUUGCCGACAAGUCAGAGUAAAAAUCAAAAUCAAUCAAAUUUUAAUAGUAAAAUCGGUAUUUGCAACAAUAAGGCAGCCAAUCAACUACAACAGCUCAAUCUAGAUCAUUUUCAACAUCACGCCCACUCGCAAUGUCAUCCGCUGUCGUCAUCGAACUCGUCUUCGUCCCUUUGUACAAACAAUUCCGUUCUAAGCAUGCAACCCGACAGUUCGGCAAGUACUCAUUAUAAGCAGAUCGACAAAUAUGGUGUUCAGCAGCAUUCAACUGCUACACAUCCCAUGUCACCCAAUACAAAGUAUCGGUAUCGAGAUUCGUCACAAAAGCUGAAAUUAAUGGAAGUAAUAAACUUAACAACAGUUGCAACAACAACGUCUUCAGCUGAAAUUCAAACUCCGACUACAGCUUCGGUUUCGGCUUUAAACUCUGCUUCGGGUACAGCUUCAUCAAUUGGACGAUAUUUUAUAACACCCAAGCAAGUGAUGCAAUGCGAUUCAUAUGGUGGUUAUUUGGGCCCAACGGUGCAUACACCAGUGAAACGCUAUGUUCCAACACCACCCACAGUUAGUGAUAUAUACCCAGACUUGCCGGUAACGUCACCUUUACUGCAAUCACAAUAUGUGAAUAUACCAUAUAGUUAUCGAGCCAAAUGUUGUCCCAAUGAUCACCAGCAAAGUGAAACUGGCCAGCCACAAUCCAGUUACUCGAAAAGUGCUCAGACCUAUAAUAUGGUAUCGACAUCAACAUCAUCUACGAGUUGUCCAUGCUCGUCCUCAUCGCUAAUCUCAUCGUUUCCAACACCGCUAUCUGCAGUUAAUGUCUGUUCACCGAAUGUUGGACCUAAUUCAAAGAAUGUUGGAAUGUGCAGUAAAUUUCGAUCAAACGCAACCGAUUCACGUCCCAUUAUCUGUAGUAAUUCGGAUGGGAGCGAAGCCGUUAUAACCAUACAUUCGGCAAUGACUCAGAGUGAAUCAGAACGUCAAGGGUUAACCCAAAUUCAGAGUGAAGGCACUAGCGCAACAUGUUUGCAUUGUAAUACAACGCGGCGCACAACAGGUGUGCAUCAGACAACCCAGACAACUGGGCCAAUUAGCCCAGUACCUGUAGGGCUGCCCAUGGCUUCGGAUCUGGGUAAGCUAAAGCAGCACGAUCAAGAAAUUUUAUUGGCAGCGCAAGAAAAUAUUAUUGCAGUAGAUGGAAAUUCUUCUGAAAUAUAUUCGAUGUCACAACAGCAACAGUUAAAGAUCAACGAAAACUUUCACCGUCAAAACCAGCACCCACAGGAAAUCUAUCAGGCUGCCCAGAUUCCUAGCUCUCAUCAUUUGCAGCAGCUUCAGAAUCUCCAGCAACAGCCAGUCCCCGUGCAACAGCAUCAGCAGCAACAGCAUCAGCAGCAACAGCAUCAGCAGCAACAGCAUCAGCAGCAACAACAGCAUCAUCAUCAGCAGCAACAGCAGCAGCAUCAGCAGCAACAAGUGCAGCACCUUAUUCAUCGGCAUUCAUGCAAGAAACGUAUAAUCAUUCAUUUAAGAAGAGAAAUUUCACGUUUCUUUGGAGUGGAAGCGAGUACUGAAGCAACAGACUUUGCCAUCUGGUAUGGUCGCCAUCGACGUCUGGCAAUCAGACGCUUCGGUCCAUUGAACAGCAAUAACGAGCAAGAAUUUAAUGUAGACAAUGGAAGAGAUGGAACAAUUAUUGAACCAAAUGGGAAUAGCAAUGGCAAUAAUUACUAUACAACCGAUCGUCCCGAUAUAUUGCCAGCUCAAGACUCGCAGCAUGCGGACGUAUCUGUUGGCACUUCUAAAUGGCGAAAGUGUUAUGCCAGAAACGAUUUCAAUUCCAAUGAAUUUGUGGAACGCAAAGCUUCGGUUGCACAUAUGUUGAUGACAGGUGUUAGCUAUUUGAUCAACGUAUUGCAAAUGCGAUCUGCGAAUUUUGGCCAUGGUUUCAACAUUAACCAACGACGUAAUCGUCAAUGGUCGCGCAGUUUUGCCCCAAACCAUGUGCAUGUCAGAGAACUGGAGAUGGAUGCUGUUGAAGAUCGCAACAUUAGCAUUGCUGAUAGCCUAACUGCGUUGAUCGAUGACGAGAUCUUCUUCGAUCAUCCCUGCGAUACCUCUAAAUCUUCAGUUAACGAGGAGAACAUUGAACAAGCUAACAAACAAAAUGGGAUCGCAGUUGGUGCUGGUGUUGAGGCCAGCGUUGGUGUUUAUAUGGCUGAGCGACAUCAUAAUGGUUGGCGCACCUCGGCUCUUAAUGGCAAUGGAAAUGGGACAGAUCUUCAUUUGAUUCCGGAUCACAUGCCUCUCGGCGCCAACAACAACAGUAACAAUCCUGUUCCAUCUGUGUUGCGCGCCAAUUUACCAUCGAAUUUGACAUCAACAUCAGCUAUGAAUCGUGGGAACCGAAUCACACCCCAAUUGCUCGAUGGAGUUCUAGAGAACUCGCGUCGUCCACAAAGACAACACAUUAAAUAUAUGUCCAUUAAUGACUUAGACGAUCGUUGCGAUCAUAGGCCCUUUUUUACAUACUGGAUAAAUACGGUGCAAAUUGCUGUGCUAUUUCUAUCAAUUGUUUGUUAUGGCAUCGCACCGAUAGGUUUUGGCAACGAUCAGAAGACCGGACAGGUGCUGGUUACUAGUUUAAGUCUGCAAACGGUGCAGCACAUUGAGCAGCGAAAUCUUUGGAUAGGUCCUCGCAACAAUGAUCUUGUCCACAUGGGUGCUAAAUUUGCGGCCUGCAUGCGGCGAGAUUUCAAAGUAAUGGAAGUUGUAACAAAAACCCGAAGACAGGAGCGUGAAACGGCCUGUUGUAUACGGAAUGAUGAUUCCGGCUGCGUGCAAAGCUCACAGGCGGAUUGCUCUAUACGUGGUCUUUAUCCAACAAAGUCCAUAUCCACUUGGAAAAAAUGGUCACCCGGCGAAUCGGGCCCCGGCGGACGAAUAUCAGGUUCAGUAUGUGGCCUAGAUCCGAAAUUUUGCGAUGCACCCGCAUCGAUUGCUCCAUACGAGUGGCCCGAUGAUAUAACUAAAUGGCCGAUUUGCCGGAAAACUAAUUCAUUUUCUCAACGAUAUCGCUAUAAAGAUCACACGGCCGAGCAUAUGGUCUGUGAAGUGAUCGGUCAUCCUUGCUGUACCGGAGUUUAUGGGGAAUGUAGGAUAACCACACGAGAGUAUUGUGAUUUCGUUAAUGGAUAUUUUCAUGAAGAAGCUUCUCUCUGUUCACAAGUAAAUAUGAGAUAUACCUUAUAAUUUAAA
Molecule: messenger RNA, 3610 nt
Organism: Drosophila navojoa
Lineage: Eukaryota; Metazoa; Arthropoda; Insecta; Diptera; Drosophilidae
Gene: rho-5
Product: rhomboid-5
Biological process (GO): regulation of protein secretion; regulation of epidermal growth factor receptor signaling pathway
Cellular component (GO): endoplasmic reticulum membrane
Molecular function (GO): serine-type endopeptidase activity
Source: RefSeq, a predicted model, not a curated record